UGAAAAAAACCGCAGUUCGAGAUAUCUCGUUGGCGCGGUCAGUUCGAUAAAAAUCAGUCUUGGUAUUUGGGGUUGUCUUGGAUUGUCUUUUAUCCGAAAAAUCUGUAAUUUUUAAAGUCUAAAAAAGUGUUAAAAACAAGUUGAUGAAGAUUGUGGAAAUUACAAGUGUAAAGAUUGGCAUUUAGAUAGUUUUUCAUCUCUUAAGUUGAGUUGACAUCGAAACUUUUUUCGAUUGACAGUUCUCAUCUUCUAUACAAUCACCAACCACUAUUGGUUGGAAUGAUAAAUGGUAGUAAACAGCGGAAUGGUGUAUGAGGAGAUUGUGGGAGUUCGGGGCAGCUGACCCCAGCCCCCUCGGACGCUAUUCGUUCGCGAGAUGCCCCAUAAUUUAAAUACAACUUCUGCCAAUUCAGCGAAUUCGGGGCCCAAUCAUCAGGCUUGUCAUCCGCCUCAACCUUAUCAACGAAUCAGCGGAGAUGGAUUUCAACCCGAGAAAGAGCCGGUGGAUUUUGAAACAUCACAUUUACGAGGAGCACCAGCAGAGGUGGAAUCACUCGUUCACAAUAUCAAAGAAGUUGCCCAGCAAUUUCUCUAUCACUGGCGAACAUUUCCUAUCGCCCUGCCACCAUCUCUGUCGACAUGCACCGAUGGUGAUGACACAUUGGCUCGAAAAAAGCAUCAUUUGAGAGAUCUUUUCGUUGCACCUAGUUUCGAUGAAUUGGAUGCCGUUGCAGUGGACAUUAAAGGAGAGCCAAGAAGACUUACCAACAAACAAUUGGAGAGCAUUCGCGAAAGGGGCUUGCACAAGGAUAAGUAUGGAAAACCGAAGAAGCUGAAUGUCGUUCAAUUGGAAAGCAUUCGGAGAUGCGGAGAAUUUGAAGUUGAUUCAAUUAAUUUCCCCGGUCAGAUGCACCGAUGGAGAUUGAGUUCUCUUUUGCAACGAGGCAGAGAUCGAAGAAGAGAUGCUCUUUUAUCGGAUCUUGCUUUAGCUACAAGAUUUUUAGUUGUGACUGCAAAAGCAAGAUUAGUGUCCCAUUGUUUUAGUGUUUCACAGUCAUUCCGAGCAAUGUUGACUGGUCUUCUUAGGCUUCUUGAUAUAUUAGUUGGUGUGCCAUCGCUUCAAGCACAGAAUUUAGAUGCCAAAAUUCGUGAAGAAAGAUGUAGAUAUCUUGUUGCCGAAUUAGUUUGCAAAUCAGAGUACGAGGAUUCGCUCGAGUUACUUUGCGGUUUUGUUCGAAGACAACUUCGUCGUGCAACGAUGGAGAAGUUUGAAGUGGAAAGAGAGUCCUCUCAAUUGUUGCCUGUACCAGUUCCUUUUGUGUUCGGAACACCUGGAGGAGCUGCCGUUGAUCUUCGAUUAUUUUGCAGAGAUAUAAUUAGAAAAGCUUUGCCCACACUAGUUGCCAUUUUGGAGAGAGAAACGAGAGGCUGGUUUUUGCAUUUUAGAGAAAGACUCAUUUUGGAAUUGAGAGCGCAAAAGAAAACCGACGAAGAAAUCGAAAGAGAGGUAAACGAGGCUGUAAUGCGCGAAUAUUUGCAACGAGUUUAUUCAAGUAUAUUAUCACAUCCGGAUAUACAUGUAUUGGGCGAAGGAAUUGCACAGCUUCUUUUGCAACAGGCACAAUCUGUUGUCUUAAUGCAUAGAGCAGUUGAAAAUGUUCAACGAAAAUUAAAUCAAACCAAAGACACUCUUCGAAAGCACAUAGAACACGAGCAUCCAGUUUUGUCGCGAAUUGGUCCAUGGAUGCGUGACAGAAUGCGAGAAGCUGAAGCAAAUUUUAUUGAUGAGUGCGAAUGGAGUGCACAUGAAGAAGCACUUGCGUUGUGCAGUCAACAGAAUCUUCAGCAGACUGUCUAUUUUCUCAAUCGUGAUCUUACUUUUAUGCGAGAAAGAGAACCAGUUUUAUUGAAAGAAUUGCGAAAAGUGAAAACACCGACAAGAAGUUUUCAAUGGCCAACGCAAAUUUGGCUACCAAGAAAUUGGAUUAUUCGAAGAAGUUUUCAGGGACAAUCUGAAAUAAUUCCCACUGUUUUGAGUAAUACUCCAACUUCCAUCACGACUCCUCGUGCCGAUCCAAAUCAGCCAGUCUUCCUUGUUGAACGAGAAAUAAUACAUACGACAACAACGAGAUGGCCAAUGUGGCGCUGGAUAAAUUACAUUGCGAGAACUUGGUGUUGGACAUGGAAUGCCAUGUUUCUUUUGGGAGUUGCAGUACCAUGGUGCAGUCCUGUAUCGUUAAAAGCUCUUUUAUUGGUAGAACCAUUUACGCCUGAUUUGGAACUUAGCCAACUAAAUGGAACUCUCUUCCCACGAAAAUCGUCUCAAACUCCUACACUUUAUUCUCGAUUGACAACACUCUGGAGGCACAUUAGUAAAAGUCGAACGCAUUUUGAGACAGAGCCUGAUACUGGUUUUAUUGGAAAAGGAAUGACGAGACACAUAAAUAGAUUUUGGAAUUAUGGUGUUAAAGGUCUUCUAGGAACACUUGUGAUACUCUUCAUUUUUCCCGUUGUCUGUAUACUUAUCAGUUUUGGAUCCCUUUUCAUUGCUCUUACUGCAAUUAUGUGGAUGCCGUUAAUUACGUUAAUUUUACACUCAUUUAUGGCUUUGGUCGUUGACUUGGAUUGUCCGGAGCCAAAUCAAAAUCGCUACCUCGUCGUUUUGGAAGCUUUAUGUUGGAAUAUUGGUGUUCAGGGCUUUUUACAACCGAUUGCUGCAUUAUUCGUCGCUCUCUUCAUUUGUCCUAUUAUUUCUUUUACAAUAUUAACAGUGUCUGUGAUACGUUAUUGUAUUAGAGUCGUUUGGGAUACGUUAAUGUUUCAUCUCGUUAUAAAAAAUAGAGGGAGAAUUCCUGCAAGCGACAGUUUUGUUGUCAAACGAAUUGCUGGACCUGGUUUGGCAUCAGAUUAUUAUUAUCAAAUAAGACCGGAACAAGCGCUAGCAGCUUUCGAAGCGAAAUUGGAACUUGAUGAAUUGCUAGCAUUUCAACAGGAAAUGGAACGACUAAUAACUCAACCACAACGAGAUUUUACACAAUUUGUCGAGGCGUGUUUUGGUCCAUUUGCUGCGAGUCUUGCCAAAACGAAGGAUCCAUAUCGAACAUUGGAAAAAGAAGCGAGAAGUUUAAUUUCUGUUCUUCAUGAAAAACUUGAUCGUCGUAGAAAAGAUUUACAAACUGGUCUUGGUGUUGUGGUUCGAAGUAAAAUAAAAUUGGCUACUUAUGAUUUGAAGGUGAUAAUUCAACAAGGCGCGAUGAUGUUGGAACGUCUUUAUCCAUCACAUGUUCUUGCACGAUUGAUAACGAGUGAGGAUGAUUUUUGGGAGAAUAAAGGUUUAAGUGUUGGCGAUUGGGCAGGACUUGCCGGUCUAAUGUAUGCAGAAAUUUUUAGUCUCAAUUUCCUACAACCCCUUGACGAUACGGAUACAAAAUUUAAACUUGAACCACAUCCUGGAAUUGAUUUAACACGUUAUACGGAAAUGGUGCACAAUACUGAAUUGGGCGGAAUAAAUGGUCCUGAUCUUCUUGGCGCUGUUUAUGCACCACGUGGAAAUAUUCAAGUUCACAGUCCUUAUCUCGAGGUAUCGGCCUUUAAUCCAAAAUCGAAGCAACCAAGUAAUAGCAGAAAGUCUGAUAAAAGAAGUGAAAAUACGGGAUUAUUAACGUCAGCGAAAUUUCGACGUCGCACUCUUUCGAGAAAUGGCGAUUCUGAGGGUCGCUGGCAACCGUGGAAACGGCAAAUGCGACCCUACAGUGCAGAGAAACUUGUUAUUCCACUUCCAAUUCCACAUCCAGCGCACAUUGCCGUUACAAUUCAUAAUCGCGAUUCUGAGGAUCCAAUUCCUCUUGAUUCUGAAAUUUGUCAAAAUAUUCUUCGCGCUAUUGAAGAAUCACCAGGUGAAAUGGCAAUUGAAACUGUUAGUCGUUUUCGUGGUGGUGGUGAUUCGAGUUUUGAUUCAGUUGCAUCACAAUCGUCUGUGUCAAUUGACACGGGAUUGGAUAAAGCUGAUGAAACGCAAGAAAGUGGAAAUGAGGAAAAGGAGAGUGAAACCUAUCAUUGGACUCUCUCAAAUUGGGGUGGCGGUAUGACUAGACGAAGAAAUAAUUCUGGUUCAGUGAAAGUUGAUCUUGCUUCACCAGAGGAUGUUACUCUUGAUACUGAUACCACUAGAGUUAUGUUCAGCACAUACGGAACUACUGUUUGAAAUUUUUUGUAAUAUAUACACAAACACAAACGUUUAUUAUCAAGUGUAGCAUUUUUGGAAAAUAUGAGAUCAUCCUUUUCCUUUUUUAUACUUUCUGCGUUUCAUGGGGAAUUGUUAAGGAGAGUGAAAGAGUCUUUUCGAAUCAAUUUACACGAAAUAAUUUAUUAUUAACAAUGCAUUUUUGCUGCACUUGUUUUUUUAAAUAUUUUUUUUAAAGUAGAGAAAAAGACGCAAUUAUUUAGUUUUCUAUAGAUGUUUAUAAAUAUUUCUUAAUAGCUUUUUUUUUUUGAAAAUUUACGAAUAUUUGAUUUGAGACUUGUUUACUUUUUUUUACUGAUCGUA
Leptopilina boulardi is the source of this 4546-nucleotide messenger RNA. RefSeq lists its product as uncharacterized. The coding region runs from base 377 to 4204 and encodes 1275 amino acids. The record is from RefSeq and is a predicted model, not a curated record. Lineage: Eukaryota; Metazoa; Arthropoda; Insecta; Hymenoptera; Figitidae. The transcript has 15 exons.